This is a messenger RNA of Dichomitus squalens LYAD-421 SS1, 2356 nucleotides long. RefSeq lists its product as uncharacterized. NCBI's taxonomy places the organism in Eukaryota, Fungi, Basidiomycota, Agaricomycetes, Polyporales, Polyporaceae. The record is from RefSeq and is a predicted model, not a curated record. The transcript is spliced from 4 exons. The coding region runs from base 305 to 1753 and encodes 482 amino acids.
GCUCGGCGCGACGGCCGCGUUGAGGGCUGCAGCGCAACGAGGCCGACGCUGACCGUCUCUGUCCUCUUGCUCUGCCCACCACACCCAGCAUCGACGGCGCACGCACAGGCAGCGUUCGACCUUGCAUGGACCACUCGCAUUCGCCAUCUUCGGACUCAGUGCACAUCUAGCCGACCAUCUUGCCUUAUCUCUCCUACCUGACAACCUCCAGGCUAUCUCCGGGCUACCCGCCCUCCGCAAAGAAUCCUUUGUCGUCGAAAUCGCCGACGCCUGCGGCUGUCGGCGGGCUGGUCCUUUGUCUGCCAUGUCUAUUGCGUCCUAUCGGCUGGAGUCGCCUCGCCCGCGACCACCCCCGUUGCCUCUCAGGACCGGCAAUUUGCCAGCCAGGAAUUCUCAGAUCCUAGGCCAUAAAGACGCUACAGAAACACUCCUUUAUGACCUGCCCUCGUCAAACCCGACAUCUCCCACCCGCCUCACUUCGCCCACCUCCCCAACCACCCCCUACAGUCCGCGCAGCGGUCGUCGAGUGAGCAAGAUGACCUCACCCAAGAACAGUCGUUCGAACACCCCUUCCCGUCCGAUGCAAAGCGAGCUAGAAGAGUUCGCAGAGCUCUGCCGAGCGUGGUAUUACCAACAAGAUGACGAUGCCGGCAGGCGCAUGACACAAACUCUUGCUACUCUUCCCCCGGCGCAACGAGCACCCUUUGCCCGUUUGCAGGCUUCCAUUCGUUCCGCCUAUCACGCUAGCGUGAGCGCGCGCAGGGAUGCAGAGUUCAAGGCGCAUCUUAACGCGACGAAGCCAGGCGGGUCGCUCAUGCCGCAUUCGCGCGCGGACCCUAAAGGCCCACUCGCAAGGAAAGAGCGCUACGAACGCCUAGACCGGUUCAUACGUACUUGGUGUACGAUGGGUAUGCCUGGGACAAAACCGUUCUUUCAGAGCCUGUGGGCGGUCAUGAGACUCCAAGUAGUACCGCAAGAACUCGGCGGAGCGGGACCAUACAGGAUCGAAUGGGAAAUCGACGACGCCGUGUUCAAAGAGUCUGGCGGGAAAGAUUUCAUGCUUGAAGCAAUAGAUGUGCUGAAAGGAGUUCUCGCCUUCGAAGACACGGCGUCGCUCAGCCGCACUCCCUCGACAAAUAGCCCCGCCCAGUACCCCGCAUUCGCUCCCUUGUCACCUAUACAUUCUCGGUCACAAUCGCAACCAUCCCCGACUGGGGAACGCACACCUACCGCGCGAACGCAGAAGCACCCGCCAAUUGCCUCCACGACCCAGACCAAGCGCCCCCGGGCGCCCAGCGACCCAUUUUUGGACACACCUACCCUGUCGACCUCGUACUCGUCUGCGAACACAGCCCUCUCCACCUCCGGUUCGUCAGCAGCAGACGAGCCAAUUACACCUACCACCCCCGCAGCGGAAAUCGACGAUCUGUUCGCGCCGGCGCCUACAAAUCGCGACUUCGCUGAAUCUGACGGAUGCUAUCUACGAACGUGGACCGCGCCAGACCUCUCCAAUCCCGAGUUCUUGAAUCUACUAACCCUCUUUCCUCCAUUCAUCGUGCAGACAGCGGCACCACGCUUCCCCGUGACCGCGGCGUCCCGCCGACUAGCGGACAUCGAGGAAGGCCAGGAAGGGCGGAAGGAGAUCAGAGUCGGCACCGGGACCAUGUGGCUUGGGCCGAAGCGUCGCGCCGACGGCUACCAGGGUGGCUGGUGGACAAGGUUCAGACUCUGGCUGGCCAGGCUGUUCUGUUAGCCAUCGCUUGGUGCAACAUCACAUCGCCGCGCUUCUCUCGCCUCUCGUGGCCCGUGGAUCGCGCAGACCCUUCCUCGAUUGCGCUUGUAGGGCGUUGGGACGAUGGGAUCGAACGCGUCCACGUAACUUCCCCGUUCCGCAUCUCGCAGUAAGAUGGUUAGAGCACCAGUACAUCCUGGAUCAUGCUAUGCUGUCGAACUUUCGCGCCCCCCCCCAUAUAGUUGUACAUAGGACGCUUCAGGGAGGGGUUGACCACGCAACAACUUUGGGUACAUAUCCUGUACUACUACUGGGAUGACUUUAUCUGUUAUGGUUAUGUGCUCAACGUGUCGUUCGGUGUCUUCUUAGUCUCUCGUGUCCCGACUUCGCUCGGUAGCAAGGCUCAUAUCACGAGAUUUGCCAGGGUCCAAUCGCAGCUAGUGCGGUAGUGCGGCCUUACCGCAUUCGCUAAUACGUCCAGCCAACGAAAUAGGGUUGCCGCAUCAGCGGCCUAGAAGACGCAAGGGGCAGCCGUAGUGUUCGUUUUGCAUACCCUACCGCUCUGCUCACACUCUCGGCUGCCGCAGGUCUAUCAUCCAAUCCCAUCACUCUGUUAGACUUCGC